CUUCGAUAUUGGCAGUGUGCGCUCGGGGAGUGAAGAGAGAGGUGUGUGCAUUCGGCUCCUCCGUCGCCGCUAACUAAACCCGUCUCCGUCACUCGUAAUGUCCCUUUGGAGGAAUGUAGGAGCAAGUGUAACAAAAAAGCAUCAAUCAUAGUGCUGCAGAGAGCUUUGUGAAGGCACUUUAUUAAAAGAAUUACCGGUGAAUUUUUAGCUGGUUCGUGAUUUGGAAAACACAAGAUAAGUGCAAACACAGCUUAGCGAUAAAGUGAUCGUUUUCAAACCGGAUUAAAAAAAAAAAAAAGUCUAACAAUACACCUAUUAUAAUUAAAGUGAUCUUGUUCAACUAAAGCUUGCACUGCAUCGGCACAUUAUCCUUGUCAUAUUCGGAAAGUAGCAGCUUGAUGACUCUGGCCUCAUCACUGCACUGCAGCUUAAAGCUCUACCCUCGAAAGUGAUAAAGGAACCUCAGAUUGUGUCGUGCGUACACAUGCCAAUCCAAAGGACACGAUAGAUGGUAAUGUCGACUGGUAUAAAGUGGAUGGUGCCCUCUCCAUGUGGUGCGGCAGGUGGAGUAAGGCACUAUUGAUUACGGUGCCAGUGUAGUCCAGGGCUGGUGGCACUGGUCUGCUCCUCCUACCAAGGUCCCUCGCCGCCGUGUGUGGUACCCGGAGAGUCAGGGAGCUUAAAAGAGACACGCAGAAAGAAAAUGCUUAUUCAUUACUACCCUGGUACCAGUAACCGUAGCGUAUUGUCAUAUUAGGAAGACACACAGACAGAUACAAAGGUCGUACGGUCGCAUUAGCCCCUCAGGGUCCCUUCAAACCAGCCUCCAAAGUGCGGUGUCUUGCAUGACCGACGUGGCGACGCUGCUGAGCAUCUACAACACGAUGUCAGCUGCUGAGACGCGUCUGCCACAGGCUGGGGGGGAAACCAGAAGCUCCCCGCACCCCCACGAUGCCUCCGCCUCGCCCGCCGCGGCGCAGGACGCUCCUGACGGGGACUCAAUCAUGCUGCUGGAGCCUCGUCCCUUCAGGCCCUUCAAAACCUCUGAAGAGUACCUUUACGCCAUGAGGGAAGACUUGGCCGAGUGGCUCAAGAACCUUUACCAGCUCGAUAUCAAUGUCGACAACUUCUUCGAAAUUCUUGAGACUGGAGAAGUUCUCUGCAGGCACGCCAACAACGUGCGGAGCCUCGCGGAGGAGCAGCGGCAGCAGGGCCUGCACCCGGAGGGCCCAGCCGCAGGCGGCGGCCGCAGGUUCUCGUCCAAGUGGGAGAUCCCGCAGUACGACGUGGUCUUCCGCACCGACGUGGCGCCCGGCUCCUUCUUCGCCAGGGACAACGUGCACAACUUCAUCGCCUGGUGCCGCGACCUCGGCAUCUACGAGGUGCUGCUCUUCGAGACGGACGACCUCGUCAUGAGGAAGAACGAGAAGCACGUGAUCCUCUCGCUGCUGGAAGUGGCCCGGCGGGGCGCUCGGUACGGCAUGGCGGCGCCCUUGCUGGUUCAGAUGGAACACGACAUCGACCGCGAGAUGGAAAAAGAUCGCCUGGCGGAGGAACGCCGCGAGAACGGCGGUUUGUGCGGGGGGGAGUUCGACCACGAGAACGGCGACUGGCACGACGACGGGGGGGACAUCGAGGACGAAACCCCGCAGAUGUUCUACGGUCCUCAGGCACAGAUCAUCACCAACGAUCUCAAAAGUCUGGAUGAAAUGGUGCGGGACUUGGUGGAGAGGUGCUCUUGCCCUUCACAGUUUCCGAUGGUCAAGGUGUCUGAGGGGAAAUACCGUAUUGGCGACACGCGCGUCCUGAUCUUCGUCAGGAUUCUCCGUAACCACGUGAUGGUGCGCGUCGGCGGAGGAUGGGACACCCUCGAGCAUUACCUGGACAAGCACGAUCCCUGCAGGUGUCGUCAAGGUCACCGCACGGCCCUGUCUUCCCGCGUGGGCUUCAAGACGUCGAGCAGCGGACAGGAGAGGCAACUCAUGAACGUCACGUAUGAGAGGUGUGACGAAGGCUACGUUCCCUCCUCUCCGUCGCCGCGUCGCAGAUCGAGCGCUAGCGGCCGAGGAAUCAGGCGAGACUCCCUUGAGGGCCGCUCCUCCCUGCGCCAACGGUCCCAGUCGCCAGCCAACAGGGACCCCGGCGCCCCCUUCUCUCGCACUGGUUCUGGCAGAUAUAACCCCAUAAAGUGGAGUCCCGGUUUGCGCGACGAACAGACCGCCUGGCGAGACGACUCCUCCGAAGUGAGCGAUGAAGGAUACAAGAGUCAGGGGAACACAGGUCCGAGGCCACUCCACAGAAAUCGCAAACCGACACCGAAGAAGAGCCUGGAACUGGAUCCUACAGAUAUAUUAGAACGUCCUGAGUCUUCCAUGACACAGAUGUCCUCUGAGGGAUCGUCGAUGUCCACCGAAGACUCAGUACACACUCCCCCGAGGUCCCCAACCAACACAACGACCACCGCCCCCCACUAUCCCCUCACAGAUGCAACCAACACUUGGUCACCUCCGUCACAGGUCAAGCAUAAAAAUUCCAGCAUUGGUACGCCCAGAUCGAAGAUACCGUUUAUUGAUACCCUGAAGAGUCCAUUCGUAAACAACAAGAAAUCCAAGAAAGCGCCAUUGCCGGAGGAAAAGUCUCCGGGGAAGCCAGCCUGGAAUGCCGGCCCGGGCGUGAGGAGGAACAGCCUGGACCGCGGCGAGCGGGUCAUUAGCCGCAGCAGAAGCGCCACGAGUGAGGGCGGCCUCAUCAUGCUGGGCAGAGAUUCCCCGGCCCGGCAGUCCUUCCGCCCGUCGGCCAGGCGUCCGUCAGGGGGCUCGUGCGGCCCGACAGGGAAGAACACCUGGAACGGCCGAGCUUCGCGGGAACGACCGAGCCUCACCGCCGACACCUACAAGCCACCCACGACACCUAGGACGGUUCGCUCGGCCUCAGCCUCCCCCGCAACCACGCGGCGUCAGGUCGGACACUCGGCGCCGGCCACACCGCUUAACCGCUCGCCGAAACGCUCUGCGCCAGCGUCGACUCUCACGUCCCCUACCGGUGGCGGGCCGCUUUUACAGCAACUGGCCGACUUAGAACCAGACGAAAAUACUCUUUUGUGCAUUAAAGAUAUUUAUGACUCUCUUAAAGCAAGGGUUUCGGAGAGCUUAGCCGCGGAAGGUAAAUCAUUGCCUCCUGAACUCUCGCAAGACUACACUAAUUCGUGGGUGACUGCACAUGUAUCCAGUGGUAGCCGUAGUUUAGAUCCGAAACCCAGUGCUAGUGCUUCGAACGGUCCGCCAGGUUCUGUGAGGAUUACUCCGAGAAAGUCCGGCGUUGGUUCUCGUAUCCCAGCUCCUACCUUUUUCCUUCCUCACCAGACAGGGAUAUAGCAGCGGGAUCAAAUAGAGUAGUAAAAGGCUGUGGACGUGGCACGUGGAGUCAGGGUCAGUAACCUACACCAAUUGGACGGUUAAUCGAAGCUCGCGAUGAAGUGAAUCAAAUUUUGAGUCCUUUUCAUUCUCUGUGUCCUGGAUGAAAACGCGAGAGACUAAAUUGCUCAGACUCUUCGAAGUAGAAAGGGAUGCUGUUCCCCCUCCAGUAGGUGCCACCAACUAAGAUUGGCUAGGAAUAUAUCCAUACCCAAUGUGCCUCUGUAACCACACUAACAUGAAUGGUGCUCCUUACCUAACAUGUGAUAUGUUGCAAUUUAUAUUAUUUCUGAUUUUAUGAGAGUAACAUUCCGAUAUUAUAAUGUGUUUGAUAUCGGUUGUGUCAUAUUGCAGAUACUAGUCGAUUGUAGAAUAGAAAAAAAAUUAUUCUAUCAAAAGUAUUUAAGAUAAACUGUUUUUAAUUCAAUUUGAUAUUACUGUUGACACAUUUUUAGUACAAUGGUAUAUAGCUUUACAGACUUAUUUGAUCCAAACACAUUACUGUAUAUCCCUAAUUUCAGAAUUUGAUUGUAGUCAUUUAUUAUUCAUCGAAGUAUGUAUUCUACUGCAUCAUUAUUUCCCUCUAUGUAAAGGGACGUAGACCUGUCCCUUCUGUGCUCCGGUAUAAUAACUGUCACACACCGGUACAGCAUCUAGUGUCUAACUGGGGACUUUAUAUAACCGAACACCACGUCAAGGAUCAUUCACAACCAUAGUGAAUGCUUUGCAACAGUCUUGAUAUCAAAGUAAUAUAUUGCUAUUAAUGUUGCAAAUAGUAUAGGAAGAAUAGUGUACACAGCAUAUUGUAAUCCUUAAUCAGUGUUGUUUGGAUAAUUAGGCCACAGAGCUAAUCGAUACUGAGAAUGAUGCAUACAGGGCAAUUACAGAACUUUAUUUUCUAACUGAUAUCAACAGGAUUAUUUGUCAUGGGACUGAAUAUGCCCAGCAUUUAAUGUGAUAAGUUUGGCAGAAAACCGUGCAACUGUUAAUCUCUUUGAACAUGGUUUGGAUAUGUGCAUUAAGGUUUAUCAGAAUAUAUGAUAUAAUGUAAAUACAUUCAUUAUAGUUUAUAUAAUGUGUAUAGAGUGUGGCACUCGAGAGUGUACUCUUCUUUAUUAUUAGUCGUCAAAUGAGACAUUUGCAGAUGAUUUGAUUGUUAAAGAGCUUGUGCAUCAAAAUUUUAUAGAUAUAUAUACUGUAUAUGUUAAUUCUUAUAUUGAAACAAGUCCUUGUUUUCUAAAAACACGACUUCCAUAUACGAAAGAGUUAUAGAAUGAUUUCUGACAUUAUAUUAGUUAUAAAGAAGGACAAUGUUGGAUGAGUGAAUGAGAGAAAGUAGUUGCAUUUUUCUCUGUCAACAUAAGUGUGUAUAUUAUCAACUCUCACCCAUAGUGGAUGCAACCCUGAAGGCUUUCCUGUAACUUCCAUUGCUUUGUUAAUAUUUCUAUGUGUAUCAGCCACAGUUUUACUAAUAUAGGGUUAAAACUGAACAGUAAUAUGAUGAAAACGAAAAACUGUUCAUGUCAUGUAAUUAAUUUGUCCAAUAUCAUUAAAAUGUUAUUACACUGUAUGUAAGGACAUUACAGGGUGUUGGGGAAGAAUAUACAAAAUUGUAAAUUAUUUAAUUCAGCCAUACUGAAUUAUUAUAAGACAGUGUGCUGUUUUGCACUGUUCUGUGUUGCUUAGAGCUAAAGACCUAUAUAAUGAUGAGAGGUGAUCAGAGACAAAGUGUUUGAAAGUUUGCUCACUGUAUUUCAUGCUUCCGUCUAGCACUUUGUUCUCAUGUCUUUUGUAAGAUGCUGAAAUAUUGUUCUUCCCUGAUUUUUUUCUACUUAUUUCAGCACUUUGUAACAAUGACUGAUAUACUGGCUUAAGUUUAAGAUUUUAAAUUAUAUACUAAUCCUAUUUUUUGGUUGCUUAUAUUUCUCGUUUGGAGGAAACUGAUGGGGUUCGAGGUAAGCAGAAAAGAUAACAAUAACCAGUAUAUAUUGAUUUUAUUUCGUAAUACAUUGUGGGCCCAUAGGUGAUGUGACGGGCAUGCUGUACAUAGUGUUGAUUGCAACUUUGUGUUAAUCCUUGAUGCUCUCGUAUCAGUGAAGCAAUAUAUAUGCAUAUACAAAUACCAUAUUUUAUUGUAUAACCGGGCCCCACUUAACCCACAAUUUUCCCUGCACCUCAGUUAACUGCUGCUCACUGUACCCUUUUUUAUGUUGGCCAAUGAGCAGAAACUAAUGCACAGAGGUUGUUCAUAAAAUACCUUUUUUUAAUAAACACACUCCAAAAA
Penaeus chinensis is the source of this 5697-nucleotide messenger RNA. RefSeq names its product GAS2-like protein pickled eggs (gene pigs). The transcript is spliced from 9 exons. The record is from RefSeq and is a predicted model, not a curated record. Gene Ontology annotation, biological process: protein localization to microtubule plus-end; regulation of microtubule polymerization or depolymerization; actin crosslink formation. Gene Ontology annotation, molecular function: microtubule binding; actin filament binding; cytoskeletal adaptor activity. Gene Ontology annotation, cellular component: actin filament; cytoplasm; microtubule plus-end. Lineage: Eukaryota; Metazoa; Arthropoda; Malacostraca; Decapoda; Penaeidae. Bases 846 to 3374 code for a protein of 842 amino acids.